This is a messenger RNA of Umbelopsis ramanniana AG, 1286 nucleotides long. RefSeq lists its product as uncharacterized. The transcript is spliced from 6 exons. The record is from RefSeq and is a predicted model, not a curated record. Bases 33 to 1007 code for a protein of 324 amino acids. NCBI's taxonomy places the organism in Eukaryota, Fungi, Mucoromycota, Umbelopsidomycetes, Umbelopsidales, Umbelopsidaceae. Gene Ontology annotation, molecular function: identical protein binding; glucosamine-6-phosphate deaminase activity. Gene Ontology annotation, cellular component: cytoplasm. Gene Ontology annotation, biological process: carbohydrate metabolic process; D-glucosamine catabolic process; N-acetylglucosamine catabolic process.
AACCAUCUUGCCCUUCUUCUGAAUUGUGUACAAUGCGACUCAUAAUUCGACAAGAUUACGACGAAGUGUCCUCUUAUGUUGCUCACUAUAUCCGCGAGCGGAUCUUGCAGUUUGCUCCUACAAGGGACAGACCAUUUGUUCUCGGACUCCCUACAGGCUCUUCUCCAAUAGGCGUGUACCGAAAAUUAGUAGAGUUCCAUGAGGCAGGCGAAGUAUCCUUCAAGCAUGUGGUUACUUUCAACAUGGAUGAAUAUGUGGGCCUUCCGCGUGAUCACCCAGAGUCGUAUCACACCUUUAUGUCCACACAACUCUUUGACCACAUUGAUAUACCUAAAGAAAAUAUUCAUAUGUUGGAUGGAAAUGCCCUAGAUUUGGAUGCCGAGUGCCGACGAUACGAAGCCACCAUUGCAAAAUUUGGCGGAAUUGAAUUAUUUCUCGGUGGCAUUGGCCCAGACGGCCACAUUGCCUUCAACGAACCAGCAUCUUCUUUGACUUCAAGAACUCGAGUGAAAACCCUUGCUUAUGAAACCAUCAUUGCCAAUGCUCGAUUUUUUGAUGGCGAUAUUAGCAAGGUCCCAAAACUGGCGUUGACGGUUGGAGUAGCGACUAUUAUGGAUGCUCGCGAAGUCUGCAUUAUCAUAACCGGUGCUCAUAAAAGUAUUGCUCUCGCGAAAUGCAUUGAAGCAGGAGUCAAUCAUUUGUGGACGGUCUCAGCUAUUCAGAUGCACCCAAAAGGUCUUAUUGUCUGUGACGAGGAUUCAACAUUGGAACUACGAGUAAAGACGGUCAAAUACUUCAAGUCCAUCGAACAUGUUCACCAGGCUUUGAUCGGGAAGGAAAAUUUGGGUUUACAGGGUGAAGUCUUAUCAGAACAAUCGAAAAGACGCAGACGAAGGUCUCAUAUCAGCGACGAAGGCUGGUCCGAAGGAGCUUGCACUACCGAGACUUACGAUGAAGAAGGCUAUCAUAGUAGUAGCCCACCAAAACGUAGCCGUCAAAGAGAAUGAUGCCAUGUCACUUUUUCGAACUUUUAGCGCAGGAUACGCUUGAUUCAUCUGUUUAUAAUGUAUUUUUUUUUUUUCGUUGUUAUUUUGUCCUUUUCGUUGAGCCUUCGUAUUUUAUGGUAGUUGUAUCUUGUGUGAUUCAACUUCGCUAUAGUAUUUUAGCAGACCAGACUUUGCAUGGUUGUUAUAAGACCUGUAGAGGGAGAACUCCACGAGCUGUUUGUGCUACAAUUUUCUUUUUAAACUUUUCUUUUACACGUCUAAAACCGUCAGAGUACCCCC